Histoplasma capsulatum G186AR is the source of this 1742-nucleotide messenger RNA. RefSeq lists its product as uncharacterized. Gene Ontology annotation, molecular function: RNA binding. Gene Ontology annotation, biological process: positive regulation of mRNA splicing, via spliceosome. The coding region runs from base 212 to 1171 and encodes 319 amino acids. The record is from RefSeq and is a predicted model, not a curated record. Gene Ontology annotation, cellular component: spliceosomal complex. The transcript is spliced from 4 exons. NCBI's taxonomy places the organism in Eukaryota, Fungi, Ascomycota, Eurotiomycetes, Onygenales, Ajellomycetaceae.
CAUCAACGAACCACCAACAAAGGGGACUAAUUCCUCCUCGUUUCUUUUCAUCGUCUCAUUCCUCUCGAGAAGAUUCGUUGUUUGACGUCCUUGUUUCUUCCCUCCUCCCCCUCUGUGUCCCUUCGGGUGAAUCUCAUUUGUCUCGACAAGUGGCCAAAGUGUCCUACUCCAUUUCUUCUCGCUCCAUCCCCUUUAAAAUCACCACAAGUCAAUGGCUACUAUGGAAUACGAAACGGAGAAUGGUCGCUUUGACGACGAACCCCGGUUCGAUCGCGAGCGCAGCGCCUCACCGAGAGGCAAUGCGAGAGGCGGAGCUCGAAACCGAAGCAUGUCUCCAAAUGGCCGUGGUGAUCAUCUCCGUGUACCCCAAAAUGAUCGGCUGAUGAAAAUAAGCGACGACGAUGAAGGAAGCGUCAAUACUGGUUCCAAUCUCUUCGUUACCGGUAUCCACCCGCGGCUUACCGAGUCGGAUGUUUCCAGGCUCUUUGAAAAAUAUGGCGAUGUUGAGAGCUGCUCGAUUAUGGUUGACCCCCACACCAAGGAGUCGCGUGGUUUCGGUUUCGUAAAGAUGGUAACUGCAGAGCAAGCGGACGCUGCAAAGGAAGGCCUUCAAGGUGAAGUCAUUGAAGGGAGAACUCUUAGCAUUGAGAAAGCUCGUCGUGGCCGUCCACGAACGCCAACCCCAGGCAAAUACUUUGGUCCUCCUAAACGUGGGACAUCUUACGCUCGUGGCCCGCCCCGUGGCGGCCGUUAUGACCGUUACGAUGACCGUCGGGGAGGAUAUGGUGGCGGAGGAGGGCGUCGAUCCGAUGAUAAUUACCGCUAUGGCCGUUAUGAUUCGUAUAACGAACGUAGUCGAGAUUACGGUCGCCGUGACUUCCGUGACGACCAAUCCUACCGUGGUAUCGAUCGUUAUGCGACAUCAGGAGGUCGCGAAGGAGGUCGCGAAGGAGGUCGUGAAGGAGGUCGUGAAGAGAGGUACGAGCGUCGUGGUGGCGGUGAUGACCGCCGUGGGGAUGAUCGUCGUGGCUAUUACGAUCGCGACGAUGCUCGUUCACACCAUUCUUCCGCUUAUCCUGACGCUCCACCACCUCCCCGCGAGUCCCGCGAUCCAUACGGAGGCCGUGGCUACGAAGGCCGUGGUGGAGAUGAUCGAUACGGCGCGAGAUAGGUAGGUAAAAGGGAUUAAGAAAGCUUCAAAUCGUGGCUUGGCAUCAUGGCCAUUAGCCGCUUUUUAGACUGCUUUCUUUUUUCUCUACAUUCUUUUGUUCUACUUGUGUCUUCUAUUCCAUUUCUCUUUCUGUAUUCCAGGAAUGGUUUAUGUCACUUCUCUCGAUUGAGGGUCAAGAUCGACGGUUACGGCGGCGCUUCUCUAUUUUGUCUCUGAAAAGUCAACUUUUCACACAUUCAUGGUUUGUCGGCGAAUACGGAAAGUUUUCUUCCAACCUCGUACGAUCCGAUCAGCUGCAUGCUAACUUAUUGCUGUGAUCCGUCUAUCUGGUUGUUUUUCCUCUUUCUUCUCGCACCGAAACGCAAAUUAGCGGCGGAUUGAACAAAAAAAACAAAAACAAACACAAAAUGUCUACCUGUAACAGCCUCGGUUUUUCUUAUGGUCAACACUAUACUUCAGUUUCAGCUAUGGUCGUUGUCGCUAGUCAACUUUAUUCGCCGUGUAUCCUCUAUUCAGUUUCAGAUAACGGUUUUCCCAAUGGUUCGCCCAAGACGAGCAAAGAUGUCAGCUC